Messenger RNA from Phytophthora nicotianae INRA-310, 3299 nucleotides. RefSeq lists its product as hypothetical. The coding region runs from base 351 to 2012 and encodes 553 amino acids. Gene Ontology annotation, molecular function: mRNA binding. The transcript is spliced from 2 exons. Gene Ontology annotation, cellular component: nucleus; cytoplasm. The record is from RefSeq and is a predicted model, not a curated record. NCBI's taxonomy places the organism in Eukaryota, Oomycota, Peronosporomycetes, Peronosporales, Peronosporaceae. Gene Ontology annotation, biological process: regulation of gene expression.
UGCCACAGGAUUGGCGGUUAAUCGCCGCCCAGUCAAAACUGGCCCACAACGAGUUGAAGGCUCAAGGCGAAUCGAGGCGUGGCAUCUGCAGAUACUCACGCGAGGGCUCCUCUAUUGACGAUGUCAGACCCCGUGGCACGUGCACGCGAGAUCGCGGCGCGUCUGGCAGCAGCCGCGAUUCCAGGCGGGGACGCGCUGGGCAAGCGCAAGAGCCGUUGGGAGGUGCGUCAGUGUAGCAUUGGGUUUUAUUGACAAAAUGGGCUUUUCACCUGAUGUUGCUGUGGACUAUUUUUUGGUCUUUUGAUCACGAAUAGGGUGAUGUGGAUGGCGGAGUGCGACCUGCCCCCGGUAUGGGCGAGAAGAAGCGCAAGAAAGUGUACAUUCCCGUGGACAAGUACCCCGAUAUCAACUUUAUGGGACUAUUAAUUGGUCCUCGCGGGUCCAAUCAGAAGCGCAUGGAAGACGAAUCCGGAGCGCGCAUUCUGAUUCGCGGAAAAGGCUCGUCCAAAGACCCAACCGGCGAGCCGGACGAGAACGAAGAACUGCACGUAUUAAUCACCGCGGACACGGACGAAGCCGUGGCCAAAGCUCAGAGCGCAGUGGAAGACAUCCUCUUCAACCCUCAACAAGCCAUGAAGCUCAAACAGGAGCAACUGCGCAAAGUGGCGGAGCUCAACGGCACGUUAAAUGAGAACUACGACAGCCAUGCGAUUGGUCAAAAUAGCGGUGCGCACUAUGGUCCUGGAAAUGAUGCACAGGCGUCAUCAUACGACAUGAAAGUGCCCCGGGAGCUGGUCGGAUACAUCAUCGGACGUGGCGGAGAGACGAUCAGAGACCUCCAGAUGAAAAGUGGGGCGCAUAUCCAGAUCGUUCGGGAGGAGGAGGGCGCUCCUCAGACACCUGACCGAUACGUAAAUAUUGCUGGAAAUCAGGAAGCUCUAGAUUUAGCACAGCGUCUGAUCCAGAAUCUGAUCGAUGAAAGACAGCAGAACCAGAGUGCUGGAGGCUUCCGUGAACGUGACGAUCGUGACCGGAUGGCUCGCUAUGGCGGGAUAAACCCGGAUGGGUCGGACUCAGUGGAGCUUCUUGUGCCCAAUGAGCGGGUUGGACUCAUUAUCGGACGUGGAGGCUGCACGAUCAAGGCCAUUCAGCAACGUACAGGCACGAGCGUGACCAUCCCGCAGACGCCAGACCCAAACCAUCCGGACAAGCGGUUGAUCACUAUCCGUGGUACAAUGGAGGCCAAAGAAGCCGCCAAGUUCGAGAUCCAGAGUCUGGUCAGUGAGGAACCAGGGCAACGUCAUGGCUACGGGAUGGCGUCGGGGCAGACGAUCUACAUGCAAGUACCCAAUGACCGAGUGGGGGUUAUUAUCGGGAAAAGAGGAGAGACGAUCAAGGGCAUUCAAGACCGUCAUGCGGUGCGUAUCCAGAUCCCUCAAGUAGCCGAUGAAGGCUCGAACCCUCCAGUGCGUACGAUCUCGAUCCAAGGACCGCCCCAGAAUCUGGCAGGGGCUAAAGAAGAGGUCGAUAUGGUCAUUUUACAAGGUGCUGGCAGUCAAGGAUAUGGCAGUGGUGGGCGAUAUGGAGACAGCUAUGGAAGCUCGGGUAAUUAUGGGCAACAGUAUGGCAGCUAUGGCGCUCAAGGGCAACAGGAUCAGUACGCUUCGUACUAUCAAGGUCAACAGGGUCAGUACUAUCAGGAGGCAUCAGCUACAAGUACAGCAACGACGAGUACUGGAGACCAAGCGACUGCGACUGCGACGGACCCGAAUGACCCGAAUGCCUACUGGAAUGGAUACUACGAGUACGCAGCGUAUUACGGCGUGGAUGCAGCGAAUGCGGCCUGGGGUGUCACUGGUGCUGCGGCACAGGCCAGUGCGGAGGCAUAUCAGCAGUACCAGCAACAAGCUGGUGCUGAAGCGGAGGCUCCUGGCACUGAAGCGACUGCAUCUAGUGACACACCUGCGACUGACAAGUCCACGUCGGCUCCUGGAACUUCACAGGUUUGUUGAGUGCAUUUUUUUUGUGAUUUCUGCGCCUGCCGGUCUCGAUUUGUCUAUUGGUUGAAUCGCUCGUCUCGCUGGUGACUUGAGACGAAAGAGGUCGUGGCGAUUGGCUCUUGAGAUGAUGUGUUUGUUGAUGAGUUCCCUGUCUUGUGUAUGUGAUGAUUGUUUUGUUCAUUGCGCUGGCUAAUAGACGCAAGGACCCCCAGGUACUGCCUAAAAACUUCGGAGAUCAAGACUUGAAGACCAACGUGCUUCAUAAUGGACAGGUAGGCACCGAGGAGACAGCAGGACAGGCGUUAUGAAUGCAACGUUAGUUGCUCUAUUGUGGAGGUAUCGUGGGUAUAUUUGUAUUAUUUGUGUGAAGUACAGGAUACGGAGCGCUUAUUAAUGACGCCGAGAGAAGCGAGAUACUGCUUGACUUUGUGGGCUUCGCUUGAAGUCGCCAAGACGAUUCGGAUCCAGUGUUGCGCGUUCAUUGGGUUAUAAUCGUCUCCGAACUGCUCCAGGACUCUGGAUAAGCGGAAGCGGAAGCUCUUGUCUGUUGUAUUGACCGACGCGUGCAGCAUAUCCCGAUAGUACAUGAUCAUGAGCACUUCUUUGGCUUCGUAGGGAUGUUGGAACAGGUACGUGCACCGGUCGGAUGAGAAGGUGGCAGGACACGGGAAUCGACACUCGAGUUUCCCGACACUAAGACUAACGGUGGGAGUCUGGAAAGAGUCAUCACGGGAAAGUUGGGCAGGUGCGUUCGAGAGCUUGUACGUGCUAGCGAGCUGUGCUGUGAUGGCCUGCGCUCCUUGCGAAAUGGUCUUGAGCUGUUCCGAGAGCGAUGGCCGUAGACUGGGAGAUGGUUGUCGUGUGUUAGUUAGUCGAGCUUUAGGUGGUUCUUGCUUGGGUAUUGAUGCAGUUAGGAAUGCAGUAGGCGUCAGGAGGGGAGUUGCAGUAGGUAUUAAUACUUGAGUAUUGGGGAUCUCGGCCUUGAAACUUCGAUUUGGGCGAUAGAGCACGUAUUGAGGAAACGUCUCGCCCUUGAACGAAGACGGCGCGGCGGCGGCUAUAGCUGCUUUUGCAGGCAUGCUGUGCUGUCGAGUCGUAAGCUUGGUGCUGUUAACAGUGAUGCUGCUGCGAAGUCACUAUUGAGGAUGUUGAGCAGAGAAAGAUAAAAAAAACUAAAAAUAUGCCCCCAGGAGAUUAAGCCUACGACUGAUAGAAAGGCUGUGUAGUCAUCCUAUUGUUGUUUGAAAAUGACUAAUACUGUUGUAGGCAAGUUGCUUACAACCAACGUAAAUUCGCCAU